AUGGGUACUGGAGCCGUGUUUUUUCAUCGAUUUUACAUGUUUCAUUCAUUUCGACAAUUUCCACGUUUCGCCAUGGCAACAUGUUGUUUAUUUUUAUCUGGAAAGGUGGAAGAGACGCCGAAAAAAAUUCGUGACAUAAUGAAAACAGCUCGACAAAUCUUAGAAGGUCCUCGUGAACGUUACAUACCAACAUUGGGAGAUGAAAAGGGUGAUCUUAUAUUACAGUAUGAACGCGUAUUAUUGCCAACAGUUAAAUUUGAUUUUUGUAUUCAAAAUCCGUACACAUAUCUAAGACAGUAUGCAAAAACCAUUAAAGGUAAGAUAUAA
Molecule: messenger RNA, 327 nt
Organism: Didymodactylos carnosus
Lineage: Eukaryota; Metazoa; Rotifera; Eurotatoria; Philodinida; Philodinidae
Source: the annotation of a GenBank genome assembly